This is a messenger RNA of Magnolia sinica, 1479 nucleotides long. RefSeq names its product spindle and kinetochore-associated protein 1 homolog. NCBI's taxonomy places the organism in Eukaryota, Viridiplantae, Streptophyta, Magnoliopsida, Magnoliales, Magnoliaceae. The coding region runs from base 270 to 1082 and encodes 270 amino acids. Gene Ontology annotation, cellular component: outer kinetochore; mitotic spindle; spindle microtubule. Gene Ontology annotation, molecular function: microtubule binding. The record is from RefSeq and is a predicted model, not a curated record. The transcript is spliced from 10 exons. Gene Ontology annotation, biological process: cell division; regulation of microtubule polymerization or depolymerization; chromosome segregation.
UAAUCGUGAUUUAUAUAGAGACAGUGGGUUCCACACUUAAUUUGAUUAAGUUGAGUUAAUGUUGCCACUUGUACAAUUUCUUAGUGCUUGCGUAUCAAGCGUCGUAAGCUGCCUGAGUAUCAUAUAACUCCCCAUCGCUGUCGUGCAUCUUCUCCAGCGCGAAGGGUUCUUCACCUCUUUCAUUUCCCGCCCAACAAGCUCAUUUCAAACUCGAGAGGAAGAAAGCCAAGGAAACCAAAAACCCCAAACAGUAAGGUCCGUCCGACGCGAUGGAUAGUAACAUGAAGCAAGCAGGUUCUUCCCUCGAUUCCCUCAUCUCUUCCUUCAAUACUCGCAUCGUCGAGCUCCAGGAACUCGUCAUUGCUCGCAAUAUGUAUCCAGCUACCAGCAUCGCCGAUCUGUCCGCUGUAGAUACGGCUGUGAAGACAAUGGAAUAUCAGAUGCAGGCGAUCAAGGACCGAUUGCGAGAGGAGAUAGAAGCCAUCCCCAAGGCCAAGAAACUCAUUGAGCAGUCGCUGCAUCAGCAAAGGAAAUUGCAGCACAUGCUUGCUCAUAUGCCAUCACACUUGCAUGAAACCACCAGCAUAUUGAACCAGAACCCCAAUUGUUUGAUGCAGGAAACAUCCAACUACGAUCUCCCUUCUAUGCCUGUGAAAGUCCAGGAGGAGCCAGCAGCAUUGCCAAAGGAGAAAAAGGGCCGUGCAUCAGCACCUCGCUGGUUUAUCACUGCAGAGGAGCUCGACUCUCUGUCAUCCUAUAUGAGGGGGAGGCUCACACUGGACAAGGUGAAUGCUGCUGUCAAUGACAUGGCAACAUAUGCAGAUGCUAAUGCCCAGCUUAUUGCAGCCCCCAAAAAGAAGUUGGCAGAAGAUACUUGGGAAAGGGCUCUAGAACUAAGAGAUAUUGCAAUGACAGAAGCUGUAAAAGGAAAACAUUUUUUCCUUGAAACUGAUAUGAAAGGUCCAGGACUGAAGCUUGACAACACUGGAAAAGCAAUUCUGACCGUCCUUCGACAUCUUGGUCGUGUCCAUGAAACUCGAAUUGGGCAUCAUCGUGUGAUCACCCUCUCUAAGCCACACUGAUCGGUCAUUGUGUAUAUGUGAAUCGACCAGAAACAUUCAUCAAACCUACCCCUCUCCACAUGCAGUUUACACGCAGCAGCCAACCUGGGACAUCUAACUGUAGGCUAAGGUGAGUCCCAACGUGAAGAUGGUCAUGCAUACAAAUCACGCUGGUCCUGAUAAGGUGGGCCAGAUGUGCAAGUCAUGCAUAGGCUGUUGUAAAGCUUUUUGACUUUUUUCCUUUUGAAGUCCUUCAUUUCUUUUGUAUCAGGGUAGCCACGUGAAUGUGUACACUAGCCUGAUUGUUUCACCUGAUGUGUUGCUCUGAUGAUUUAGACAUGCCCUGUUUGCACUAAUGGAGGGAGCAAACCUCAUGUUCUCAGAACUAUGUUCUUACCUAAUUGCUCGUGUUUUCUUU